CGGUCGCCAGGUAACCGGAGGGCUCCCUGGUUCGGAGAGGGAGAGCAGCAUCGGCAGCUGCGUUAGGCUGAGCCAGGUCAUUGGCCCGCCUGGGGGUCAGCAUUGCCUGCACUGACUGGCAGCAAUGCGGAGUGAAGACCACACUAUUAACCUGAAAAAGAAAUGCUUGUCUUCUGCGCCAUGCUCUAAGGUACCUGCACAUGAAGAUGAAAAGGCCAAGUGGGUUUUUAAAAAGUACUUUCAAACAUGUCAUCCUAGUUGUGAUUGGCCUUUGCUUUAUCUACAUGGUCAAAUUAAGCUUCCAUUCCAAAGAAUGUGACAUGGCAAGAAUUCAUUAUGUCAACCCUGAGCACGCAAAGAGAGCACAGAAGUAUGCUGAGCAAGUUAUUCAAGCUGAGUGCCGACCAUCUUUUGUGAAGAAAGGGAUGGGCAGAUUAUUUAUGGAAAAGUACAGUAUGAAUGCAUCUCCUUUUGUAAGAAGAGACCUAAAUACGCAAGAAGUCAUCUUCAAAUACGAACCGCCCUUUGGAUUUCACAAGUUUUCUGAAAAACUUCAAGACCUGUUGGAACUUUUACCCGAGUAUGACCUGCCGGAAAGCUUGCAAUCAAAGCCUUGUAAGCGCUGUGUUGUCGUUGGGAGUGGCGGGGUUCUUAAUGGACUGGAGUUGGGCUAUGCCCUGAACCAAUUUGACAUUGUUAUAAGGUUAAAUAAUGCACCAGUUCAGGGAUACACAGAUGAUGUUGGUAAUAAAACUACCAUAAGGAUGACGUAUCCAGAAGGUGCCCCUUUAUCUGAACAUGAGUAUUAUCCAAAUGGCUUAUUUGUUGCUGUUUUGUUUAAAAGUGUUGAUUUCGACUGGAUUCAAGCAAUGGUGAAAAAUGAAACACUUCCACUCUGGGUGCGGCUGUUUUUUUGGAAGCAGGUAGCCGAGAAAAUACCAGUGCCACCUAAACACAUUCGCAUCUUAAACCCGUUAAUAGUCAAAGAGACGGCUUUGGAUAUUCUGGAGUACCCUGAACCUCGAGCAAAGUUCUGGGGGUGGGACAAGAAUGUGCCUACAAUUGGUGUGAUGGCAGUGGUUCUGGCCUCGCAUUUAUGUGACGAAGUGAGUAUAGCUGGAUUUGGAUAUGAUCUGAGUCAGCCCAACACCCCAUUGCAUUAUUUUGACAAUCUUUGCAUGGCUGCGAUGAACAGUCAAACAAUGCACAAUGUGACUACAGAAGCAAAAUUUCUUCAGAGGUUGAUAAAAGAGAGAAUUGUAAAGGACCUCAGUGGAGGAAUACAUUGCGACUUCUGCGGAAAGACAUGCUAGUGACUGAAAAUGAGCCCAGACGCUGGAUUCUCUGUGUUCCUGCAGGUUCCUCCUCCCCAAAGGAGGCACUCUCAGUGUUUCCAUCUUGCAGGAUGCCCUAAAGGACUUUUUAUUACUGUAUUCAGCUGCUUCCCUUUUUAAUUUUAUGUUCAGUUGGGUAAGUAUUUUUAAAUGUACAUGAAAAUAACGUUUUGCUUCCCACAAGGAUUUUGUGGGUAAUUUAAAUUUCCUUAAUGCAUAUUUAAUGGUUUAGUGUUUGGAAAGAGAUCCAGAAACUUUUUAUUAUAUAGGUUACUG
Molecule: messenger RNA, 1610 nt
Organism: Lacerta agilis (Sand lizard)
Lineage: Eukaryota; Metazoa; Chordata; Lepidosauria; Squamata; Lacertidae
Gene: ST3GAL5
Product: ST3 beta-galactoside alpha-2,3-sialyltransferase 5
Exons: 7
Coding region: 201-1313 (370 amino acids)
Molecular function (GO): lactosylceramide alpha-2,3-sialyltransferase activity
Source: RefSeq, a predicted model, not a curated record